This is a messenger RNA of Helianthus annuus (common sunflower), 1201 nucleotides long. RefSeq names its product 5'-methylthioadenosine/S-adenosylhomocysteine nucleosidase. Gene Ontology annotation, molecular function: catalytic activity. The record is from RefSeq and is a predicted model, not a curated record. Gene Ontology annotation, biological process: nucleoside metabolic process. Lineage: Eukaryota; Viridiplantae; Streptophyta; Magnoliopsida; Asterales; Asteraceae. The coding region runs from base 52 to 1101 and encodes 349 amino acids. The transcript is spliced from 5 exons.
GUCCAUUUCAUCCACAUUGCUUUCUUUCCUCACAACUUUCAGAAACCAAAAAUGUUUAGGAAUAUAUUUUCCACUUUUAUUUAUGUUUUAAUUUUUGUUACAUCUCAAGAACAAGCCAAUAGUGCAUUACAUGGAACUACAAAAAAGAGGGUUGAUGAAGCCAACAAAAAAGGCCCUUAUUUAGGGUUGGUCAUUCCUAACAUGUUUGAAAUGAACCCUCUACUCAACAAUCCUCAAUACAAGUCCACCAAGCUCGUUAUCGACUAUGCAGGAAGGAGGUUUCGGUUUGGAAAUAUCUACAAUAAGCCCGUGAUUUUGGUGAUGAGCGGAAUGGGAAUGGUGAACGCGGCGGUUGCUACACAACUUUUGUUGAGUUUGUUUGAGAUAAAGGGUGUGAUACAUUAUGGAAUAGCAGGGAAUGCAAACCCAAACCUAAAUAUUGGAGAUGUGACCAUUGCUCAAUAUUGGUCUCAUUCUGCUCUAUGGAAUUGGCAGAGGUAUGGAGAUGGGCCUGAAGAUCCAUUGCCAUUUGAAGGGGAAGGUGGAUUUACAAGGGAAAUUGGGUACUUGAAAUUUGGAUCAUAUUCAUCAAAUGGUGAUGAUAACAUGUUGAAUAAUGUGUGGUAUCAAGCAGAAGAAGUUUAUCCUGUUGAUGCUACUCCUGAGCAAACUCAACAAGCAUUUUGGAUCCCUGUUGACUCCAAUUAUUUAUCUAUCUCUAAAGCUCUUGAGAAACUAAAACUAGAGGAUUGCAUCAACGCCACAACAUGUUUAUCAGAGCCACCGAAGGUCACCACCGUGCAAAGGGGGACGAGUGCCAACGUUUAUCUAGAUAACGCGGCCUAUCGAAGCUUUUUAUACAACAAAUUUAACAUUAGCCCCGUUGAAAUGGAAAGCGCCGGCGUGGCUCUCAUUUGCUAUCAACAAAAGGUCCCAUUCAUAACUUUUAGGGCGCUUUCCGAUCUCGCAGGUGGUGGCUCAGCUACUUCCAACGAGGCUGAUACAUUUUCCGGCCUCAGUGCAAACAACUCUGUGGUAGUCACGGUAGAGUUCAUUAAAUUGUUGGAUGGUUACAAUAGAAAAAUGUUAAAUUAUGCCUAGCAAAAAUGAUGUCAUUAGCUAUUGAACACUUAAAAGAAGGAGAAUAAUGAGUCUUAUUGUACCUAUUUGUCUUUUAAAUAAAGAGUUAAUUACAUCGUUA